Molecule: messenger RNA, 1713 nt
Organism: Diabrotica virgifera virgifera (western corn rootworm)
Lineage: Eukaryota; Metazoa; Arthropoda; Insecta; Coleoptera; Chrysomelidae
Exons: 2
Coding region: 66-1514 (482 amino acids)
Source: RefSeq, a predicted model, not a curated record
GAUUUCGAUCAAGUUCACGAGUGUUCAUACAAUCAACUUGUUAUAGAAGUCAGUGAAAAAGUGCAAUGAAAUUAUUCGUCCUCGCCCUAGUGGCAGGUGCGGCAACACUAUCCUUAUGUAACCCCUUCGAGGGGUUAGAAGAGGAUAGAUGGAGACGAUCCCUGCUGACAGACGCCGAUACCAGCCUCACCGGAGGCGAAAAGAUAUCCAAAAGGUCUUUACUUACUGAAGCCGAUGCUGGACUACCUGGUGGUGAGAGAAUAUCCAAACGAUCUCUCUUCACUGAAGCUGAUCCUGCUCUGCCUGGUUUCGAGCGAAUCUCUAAGAGGUCUUUGUUAACUGAAGCAGAGUCUGCGUUACCUGGUGGUGAGCGAAUCUCCAAAAGAUCUUUGUUCAGAGAAGCAGAUCCUGCUUUACCUAGUUUUGAGCGAAUUUCCAAGAGGUCUCUGUUAACCGAAGCUGAGCCUGGUUUACCUGGUGGUGAGCAUAUAUCCAAAAGGUCUCUAUUUAGAGAAGCUGAUUAUGGUUUGAUUGGUAGCGAGAAAAUAUCAAAGAGGUCGACAGAUGAAGGCGUUGAAAGAAUUUCCAAACGAGCAGUGGAAGAAGACCAAGAAGCAGCUGAACAAUUCUGGUUACCGAAAUUUGCCAGAAAAAAUUUGGAAAGAGCUAGAAGGUCUGACGAUAGUUUAGAAGCAGCUGAAUCUACAUUCGCCUUCCGUCCCAACUUUGCCAGGCGAGAAUUCAGAAGAAUCAAGAGAAAUAUUGGAUUUUUACCAGGUUUUGCCAGAAAAGGUAUUAGAAGUAGAAGAUCAGCAGAGUUAGAAGACACAGAACAAGAAAACAAUGAAAGAAGCAAAAGAAAUAUUGGCUUCCUACCUGGAUUUGCAAGAAAAGGUAUAAGAAGCAGACGAUCAGCAGAGUUAGAAGACACAGAGGAAGAAAAUAAUGAAAGAAGCAAAAGAAAUAUUGGCUUCCUACCUGGUUUUGCUAGAAAAGGGAUACGAAGCAGACGAUCAGCUGAGCUAGAUGACGCAGAAGAAGAAAACAAUGAAAGAAGCAAAAGAAAUAUUGGCUUUUUACCUGGUUUCGCAAGAAAAGGUAUCAGAAAUAGACGUUCAGUUGAGAUAGAAGACGAUGAAGAAGAAAACAAUGAAAGAAGUAAAAGAAAUAUUGGCUUCCUACCUGGAUUUGCAAGAAAAGGUAUAAGGAGUAGACGAUCAGCUGAAUUAGAACCAGAAGGAGAAAAUAACGAAAGAGCAAAGAGAAACAUUGGUUUCUUGCCUGGCUUUGCAAGGAAAGGUAUCAGAAGCAGACGUUCCAUAUACUUAGAAGAUACAGAAGAUGAAGAAUCUGGUAACAGAGAAAGGAGAAAUAUCGGCUUUUUACCUGGUUUCGCGAGAAAAGGUAUUAGAAGCAAACGAUCAGUAGACGAUGAAGAAGAAAAGGAUUCUGAAAGAACUAAGAGAAAUAUUGGAUUUUUACCAGGUUUUGCUAGAAAAGGAAUCAGAAGUUAAGCUAAACGAUUUUUGAUUUCAAAAUGUACUAACUGUUAAUAUGCAAUUUCAAAAAAUACCAAAAAAUUUUCACAUGUAAUUGUAUUUAUUUCUAGAUAAGGAUUUGUGUAUAAUUUUUUAGAUAAUAAAUCUUUUGUAAUAUAGUUACAAGCUGGGGUCUUAUUGGUGUAAGGUACAAAAUAAAAUUUAUAAAAUUUUU